Molecule: messenger RNA, 1566 nt
Organism: Erinaceus europaeus (western European hedgehog)
Lineage: Eukaryota; Metazoa; Chordata; Mammalia; Eulipotyphla; Erinaceidae
Gene: PRR33
Product: proline rich 33
Exons: 4
Coding region: 1034-1546 (170 amino acids)
Source: RefSeq, a predicted model, not a curated record
CUGUGAGGCUGGGCUGGGCUCCCUGCAGGCAGGUCUGUUCUGCCGGUGCCGUGCACCCUGAUAUAGUGACAGCUGAUCGGGUCCCCGACGCCCAUUGGCCAGAGGCGGCGGCUGGCGUGGGGGCGGGCGGGGGGACGUGCCCGCAGGCCCCUUACCAAGUAUAGGAAUAACACAGGCAGCGGCCACAGGGCAUAGCUGGGGAGGCACCUCAGGCACGUCAGCUUCUAUUUUUAUGAAGGACAGCCGUGCUUUUGGUCGCCCGGGGUGGGGGCUCGGUGGGGGCUCUACAGGGAGGGCCGGCUUGGUCCUCAGACCCUUGAGGACCUGCCCAGCUGUCCCCUCCUCAUUCAUAGUGCCUGGGAAAGGGGUCUGUACGGGUGGUCACGCACACACGCAGCCCCGCCAGGCAGGACACCCAAGUCUGCUGGGGGCUGGCACGACCCAGCGGCUCCCACAGCCCACACGUGUGGGCGUCCUGGGGUUCUGAACCUCCCCAUGGGCUCUGCAUGUGUCUCCGCCCAACCUACCCCCGCCAGUGCCCCACGUGGCCAAGCAGCCCGCAGCCCUGUUGGGUCUACUCCAGAUGAGGGAAAUCGAGGCACGGAGUGGGGAGGGAGGGAGGACAGACUCGGGGGGCCUGCCAAGCUCAGAUGGGGGCAGUAGGGGGCUCUGUUCAAGGUUAGGUGAGCCAAGGAGGCAGCGCUCCCUGGAGCCACAGAGGUGUCUGGAAGGUUCCCAUGGCAGCCCAGGGCCUGAGCGGCAGGGGAGCUGGGACACUUGGGGACUCAUGUGGGCACCUGACUGGCCUCAUGCCCACCAAGCCCAGGCCUGCAGUGUGCCCACCCGCCCAGCAGAGGAGCGUGUUGGGCGCCUGUGGCCUUAGAAGUGAGCAGCCGAGCCAGCGGGCACUGGGUCAGGGGCUAGGCAGCUUUAUUUGGGCGGUGUGACCCGCCCUGGGACGCUGGCAAGGCCACACUGCAGCCGGAACCCACAGAGCCGGACAGGCCACCUAGAAGCCCUCACAGGUGCUGACAUGUUCAUUGCUGCCGCCGCCGUUGUAUCCUCCCCCGGACCCCCCAGGCCCCCGCCGCCCCUGCUGCCCAAGCCGGACAGGGACAGCGCCCGUCUGCAGAAGGGGUCCCCCGUGGCCGUGCCCCCCACCGUGCUGGGCCCUGCGGUGGCACCCAAGCCCUGGCUCAGUGGCUGGAACCGCCUCAGGAAGCAACUUCUGGAGGAAGCGGGGGAACCUCCCGGCCCCCCCAAGGCCCAGCCCGCCACCCCUGGCCCACUGUCCCGGCCCCCUGCCUCCAGGGCCGCUUGCUUGUGGGAUGCGGUGCUAUACCGCAUGGGUGUGUCUGCAGCACGAGCCCCCACGGUGCCCGGCAAGGACCCCCCGGCCCGCCGCCUGCCCCUCCUGUGCAGGCCCCACUUCAAUGCCCGUAGGCUGCAGCGGGCCACCUGGUCCCCCGACCAUCAUGCCACCCCCCAGCCCAGACCCCCACCCCGCAGCUUCAACCGCACCGCCACCGGCUGGAGGCAGCAGUGAGCCAGGACCCAGCACCCAGC